Molecule: messenger RNA, 2722 nt
Organism: Xiphias gladius (swordfish)
Lineage: Eukaryota; Metazoa; Chordata; Actinopteri; Istiophoriformes; Xiphiidae
Product: beta-1,3-galactosyltransferase 1-like
Exons: 5
Coding region: 680-1666 (328 amino acids)
Cellular component (GO): membrane
Molecular function (GO): N-acetyl-beta-D-glucosaminide beta-(1,3)-galactosyltransferase activity
Source: RefSeq, a predicted model, not a curated record
GCGGCGUGGAGCGGACGGAGCGAAGCGUCCAGGACAAGUUGUGUCGACGGGACACGGAGAGCAACGCCGACCGCAAACAAACUGCACCGGAGUUGACUUGGAAGUGGACUGAGACCCUCCUUUCCGAGCAGAUGUGUAGUCUGCGCCAGAGAGAUGGUAUGAAGAGACAGCCCAUAUUGCAUUGGACGAGAGCCAGCUGUGUCAGAAGAGGUUCGUCUUUCAAGGGACAUCUGAAAAUGCGCAGUGCGGAGGGGGCUCCCGUUGCGAAGGUGGCUGUAAUUGAAGUGGAAAUGACAAAAGGGACUCCACAGUCCCAGCUGCCAGGAAGGACUGAAAGCCCAGAGAGAAGUUAGAGGAGCCAGUAUGUAGAGGAGCAGGAGGAGGGACGGUGAUGCCGUGAGCGCUGAAUUUUUUCCAGAUGCUGAAAAGCUGAAAGCGUUCCUGCAAGCUGCAAUGGGACACAGUAAGGCCGUGGACAUGAUAAGAAAUCUCUGCAGUGCUCCUUUUCAAUUAUAACACCAGCACUAGAAAGUAGAGAAGUCCAUUAUCUGAAAUUAAUGUCAGCUGUGUUGCGGAGGCAGCCUCAAGCUGCACCGCCAGAUCUAAGACAACCCAUGGAGGCGUGGCCUCAACAGUUCCUACACUGCUGCCUCUGGUAACACCAGCCAAGUGAACAGCGAUGCCAUCUAAGGUCUCCUGCUUAUACUUGCUGACAGUGGUUUGUUGGGCCAGCGCUCUGUGGUACUUGAGUGUGUCCCGGCCCUCCACUUCCUAUGUGGGCCAGCUGACUAUCCCAAUACGCAAGACGCCCAAUCUGAACAAGAAUGCCACCUUCAGCAACAUCCGUACACGCUCACUCAACCCGCACGACUUUGGCUACCUCAUCAAUGAGGCCAGGAAGUGCGAGGCGGAGCCUCCCUUUCUUGUCAUCCUGAUCAGCACCACCCACAAGGAAUUUGACGCCCGUCAGGCCAUCAGAGAGACAUGGGGUGAUGAGAGCACGUUUCCAGACGUGCGUGUGGUCACCCUCUUCCUGUUGGGCCGCAGUACUGAUACUGUUCUCAACCAGAUGGUGGAGCAGGAGAGUCAGAUCUUUCAUGACAUUGUGGUGGAGGAUUUUAUUGACUCUUACCACAAUCUUACUCUGAAGACGCUGAUGGGCAUGCGUUGGGUGGCCACCUUUUGCUCUAAGGCUCAAUAUGUCCUCAAGACGGACAGUGACAUCUUUGUCAACAUGGAGAACCUCAUCUACAACCUCCUGAAGCCCACCACCAAGCCCAGGAGGAGGUACUUCACCGGCUACGUCAUCAACGGUGGGCCAAUCAGAGACAUGCGCAGCAAGUGGUACAUGCCCAGGGAUCUGUACCCAGAGAGCAAGUACCCCCCAUUCUGCUCUGGCACUGGUUACGUCUUCUCAGCAGACGUGGCCGAGCUCAUAUACAAGACCUCGCUACACACCCGACUGCUCCACCUGGAGGAUGUGUACGUCGGCGUGUGCCUCCGUAAGCUCGGCAUUCACCCCUUUCAGAACAGCGGCUUCAACCACUGGAAGAUGGCCUACAGCCUUUGCCGCUACCGCCGGGUGGUCACCGUCCACCAGAUCUCCCCCGAGGAGAUGCACCGUAUCUGGAAUGACAUGACCAGCAAGAAACACCUUAAAUGUUAGCAGGACUGUUUACACUAGCGCCAGUUGGAGAGUUGGGGAGGAAUUGAAUGCCCAUUUAUCAACUGCUUCUCCACCACUGGCAUUGGUAAAUACUGUACAGCACAUAGCAUUGAGCUGAAGGAACAAUAUUGACGAAGAAUCCAGGGCUUUGUCCGGCCACUGAUUGCUUUGCCAGGAGUCUCUGUAGUGAAAGGCCAAAGCAAACCUCUCUGUAUUAUGUCCUCCCUCACUCCAAGGUGUUAUGAGUCCUACUCAGCGCAGACUCUUUGGCACAAAGUUGGAAAUGUUUUCCGAGAUGUGCAAAAUGUUCAGGCGGUGGGUCAUCAUUGCCAGCAGCACCAUCAUUUUUAUAGGAAAUUAUAAAACAGGAAGCUUGGAGGCUUGUAUCAAACCGCUCAUUUCUACAAGACACAAACUGUCCCCAGUUCCUUAACAGCAGAUUACAUUAUUGCCAACAUAGUUCUUUGAACCCAGACAUUUGCCUCUUGGGUUGAUCACAAGCUCUAAUUAUGAAUGUUCCUCAUGUAUUCUCAGUUGUUGUAUUUUCUGACCAAGGUGUUAAUGUUGGAUGUACUGUCUGGUACUGCAGCAGCUGUCAUCAUCAUAAGGACCAUGGUGAGUUUACAGUGUAAUGACUCAUUUAAAUAGGCUGAAACAUGUGUGUCAUGUUGUUCUUACUCCAGAAAAACUGUGGAUUAGGAUUAUUAAUGAGCGGACCUGGUUGCCUCUGUAAUAUUCUUCUCAGAAUCCGACAUAUUUUCUUACAACAGAUCCACAGAUCUUUGUGAAAAUUUCUUCAAGAAGUAUCCAGACGGCAUGAAGAUAUCGGCUGCUUGCAUUCCCAAGUGAAUGUUACUUCUGUUAAUGUGUAAUGUGCGGUUAUUUGUCUCAGGCAGUGCUGUGAGCAGGCUGCAGACUAUUAUAUUUUCUAUUACUUGAACAUGAAGGAGAACAGAUGUACUGUAAGAGCAGUGGAGAGUGGAGAGACAAAUAUAACACUUUUGAGUGCUUUCUUCUUUUCAAUUACUUGAGAUUAAAUAAACCGCUUUUAUAAGA